Messenger RNA from Bradysia coprophila, 1686 nucleotides. It is a transcript of the gene Syx4, whose product is annotated as Syntaxin 4. The record is from RefSeq and is a predicted model, not a curated record. Gene Ontology annotation, molecular function: SNAP receptor activity; SNARE binding. Gene Ontology annotation, cellular component: endomembrane system; plasma membrane; SNARE complex. Lineage: Eukaryota; Metazoa; Arthropoda; Insecta; Diptera; Sciaridae. Gene Ontology annotation, biological process: vesicle fusion; exocytosis; intracellular protein transport.
ACAAACCGGUGAUGGAUUCAGUUCUCUUUUUUCACACCAAAAAAAAACCGAAUAUUAUUCAUCAAUUAGUUGAGCAAAAUAUAAUAAGUUUCUGUACAUCAAAGUGAAUUCGUACAACUCUUUUGCGAUUUCUUGUGCGAUUUGUUGGUACAUUGUGUUAAAGUGUGUUUAUAUAUUUUGUUGCACACAUCAACAUUAAUUGAUAGUAAUUGAUGUUGUCUCACAUCCAUAUAAUGUGGAAUUAAAAUGACGAACAAGUGCAUUAAAAUACAGUUCAUAUUUUCAAAUUUAUUUUUUCGACCAUGUUGCUAACACCGGAUAGAACAUUAUUAUAAAAUAUUGUAUCAAACGUUUUUUUUUUCUCUCCUCUUCUCGUCGUCGUCAACGUUUUUGUUGUUAUAUAUACGGUCUCGUAUAAACUUUGCAAAUUUAUGAAUUAGUGAAAACGAAAAAUAAAGAAGCUCGAAGUGAUAAGUCGUGCGAUUUUACAUUCCAAAUAAGAUAAAACGACAAUUUGUCGUCACUACAACCAAGACCAAAAAUAAGAAAGAUUGUACUGCCAGAAAAAUCAACCACCAAAAAAUGGUUCGAGAUCGAUUGGCUGAACUACAAAAAAAUUGCGAUGCUGUUUCAUAUUUGCCACUUAAUCAACAGCGACAAAAUACUGGUCCAACACAGCCGGAACCUUCAUCAGCUGAUCAGCAAAUAGCACAGGUGUUGGAUGUGUAUUCGGAUAUACGAGAUGGAAUUAAUGAAAUUAAGUCAAAUGUACACUCCAUGCGAAACCUAUUACUUGAACUGUCUACAUCGAUUAAUAACAACAAUUCAUUGCCGGAGAAAAUGGAAAAACUUCGUCAAACUAACAUGACACUCUGCCAAAAGUUAUUUAACAAAAUGCGUGACUUAGAGAAAGACUUACCGUUCAAAGAUGACCAUGAAAUUCUUUCACGAAUCAAACGAACAAAUUUUUAUUGCGUACGGGAUGAUUUUCUGGCAGCUUGGCGUGACCACGAACAUUUCCUAGUUGUCUAUGAGGAAAAGGUGAAGAAAACAUUGACCCGGCAGGCGAAAAUAAUUGAUCAAAAUUUCAGCGAAGAGGAAACGGAAAAUCUAAUAAACAACAAAACGACCUCGUUAUUCGUUGGGAAUAUCAUCGAAGAGACGGAAAAUGCACGAAGUCAUUUACGAGAUUUGUUGGUACGGCAUUCGGAACUGGCGAAAAUUGAGAAAUCGUUAACCGAAGUUCGGGACAUGUUCUUACGAAUAUCUACGUUGGUUAUGGAACAGAGCACACUGAUUCAAGUGGUCGAGUAUCAUGCUCAGACAGCCUCGAUUAAUGUUGACAAAGGAACAGAUGAACUGGAACAGGCAAAGAAUUUGAAAAUUAAAGCAACGAAGAAAAAAUUCUGGAUAAUAUUUUGGGUCGUCUUAGUGGUGGUGAUAUUAAUAUUCAUCAUGGUGCUGACGUAACAAUUUACAACAAAUCGAGGUAAUCAAACCAUCGUUUCCAUACUUUUUUUUUAAAUUAGAAUUUUUCAAUUUACAUCUAAUUGAAAGUAAGUACUUAGAAGAAUAAGAAGAAGCGAAAUGUAAAAUAUAAAAAAGCGAAAGACGAAAUGUUUCAUUUGUAAAAAUUAGCCGUUGUGACAUCGAUUUGUAGAAUAAAUUUCUGUUUGUUUUCGUUCG